Camelina sativa (false flax) is the source of this 1323-nucleotide messenger RNA. RefSeq names its product F-box/LRR-repeat protein At3g26922-like. NCBI's taxonomy places the organism in Eukaryota, Viridiplantae, Streptophyta, Magnoliopsida, Brassicales, Brassicaceae. Gene Ontology annotation, molecular function: protein binding. The record is from RefSeq and is a predicted model, not a curated record.
AUGGACCCAAAAUUCUGUUGGCGAACCUUCAAGAAGAGACGAAUGGUUGAUGUGAAUAGGGAUCUGAUAAGUGAGUUGCCUGAUGCUUUGCUGAUUCAGAUAUUGUCUUUGGUUCCGACAAUAGAUGCAGUAGGAACUUGUGUUUUGUCCAAACGAUGGAGUUCUCUUUGGCAAUAUCUGCCUAAGCUUGACUAUCACUACCAGAAUGGUAGAACUUCCUCGAGAUUGUCACCGCAAUUUGUUCAUAGGUUCUUGUUACUGAAUAAGUCACUUCUUCUAGAGAGUAUGCGACUUAUAGUUGAGUCGGAUUGUGAGGCUGUUGAUAUCGGAAUUUGGAUUGGAUAUGCGGUUGAACGUGGUUUGCGUGAGCUUGAACUCGAUCCUAACUCAGAGGAUGGAUCUAUCCGAUUGCCAAGUAAUAUCUAUGCUUGUAAAACACUCGAGGUCUUAAAACUCAAGAGCUAUGUUCGUGUAGAUGUUCCUGAUUCUCCUGUUUGUUUCAAGUCCCUCAAGAUCCUAAACCUUCACCUUGUUUACUACGAGGACGAGGAUUCAGUGCGUAGACUUUUCUCGAGUUGUCCUAAUCUUGAAGAAUUGGACGUGAAACGAUAUAUUGACAAUGUGAUAAAGUUCACUAUCGAAUCAUCUUCUUUAAAGAGAUUACCAAUACGUGAUCGUAGUGAUGGAGAUGGCCAAAGAGGGUAUGUGAUCAAUGCCCCUUCUUUGAACUACUUAUCCAUUAAAGGACCUAAAGAUUUUGAAUUUUCUCUUGAGAAUACUCCGAAGCUAGUGGAGGCAAAGAUUACAAAUAUCUCUAAUAUAAAAACUGAGAAGAUUCUCCUACCUCUUGCCUCGUCAGUAAAGCGUCUCUCCUUGUCUUUGUCGCAUUUAGAGACUAGGUAUGCAGCCAGUAUUAUCUUCCACCAGCUUGUAUAUUUGGAGCUAGGUACUAGAGAAACCGAGUGGUGGAAUUUACUUAUGAAUUUGCUAAUGAACUCUCCUCAGUUACAAGUUCUCAAGCUAAGAGAUGGAGACGGGAACUACAGUGAAGAGCACGAGAUUAACCCACCAUUUACCAAACCGAUUUCUGUUCCUCCUUGUUUGUUAUCCCAUCUACAAAUAUUUGAGUGGGAAGGAUACAAUGGACAACGUGAAGAAGAGAUACAAGUUGCAACAUACAUACUUACAAAUGCCAAACAUUUGACGAAGGCAAAUUUCUCGAGGAAUUACAAAUACUUUACUGCUGAUGAAAAACUUGAGAUGUUACAGGAGUUAGCUCGUGAGCCUAAGGCUUCAACGUCCUGUUACUUUUUCUUCGAGUGA